AUGGCACCAUCGAUAGUACACCUUCCGAACGGGCAGACCUUGACAGUCACACCAGUAUUCGGCGGCAUACAAUUCAAAGCCAACGAGCUGAAUACACACCACAAUGCUUUCCCAGCAGGCUGGACGAUAGUGAUCCAUAGCGAGGACUUUGAGGAAGAUCACGUUCUGCCACCCAACCAUGCCUCGACCAUUAGUAGUCCCAUCGCAGAUAAUGCCGAGCCACGAAGAGAGAAGAAGCACCAUGUCCACCGCUUCCGUAAACCCACGCUACGGAACGACCAUAUGUUCUUCUCGUCCAUAUCGAAUCCCUCCUCGAACGACUUCCGGCCUGCAACCAGUCCCACCAGACAGAUCGCUAUGAUGUUGUGGGCAACGCUCUGGUGGUACUACCACCAACCUCGACCUGCUCCACAGCUCACCACAGCUGCAAGUGAGAAGACAGCGGAGGACGGAAAGCCCAAGGGCGAAUGGAUCGUGAACAUAAACAGAGAAGGGAUAUUCAAGGGCAAGCACUUACUACCCAAGCUAGAAAGGAUGGGUUUGCUCGCCUCAGAGGACUCGACAGUGGGCGUUGAUCCUGCAGAUGGUGUGACGAAUGCAGGAGAGGGCUGGAGCCACAUGUUCGUUUCACAACGGAGCUUCUGGCAGCUGGAUCCGAGGAUAUACCUCUUCACUCUUACACCCACACAAGCGAACUCACCAUAUCCCUCUGUCAGUCCGGCCGUGAGCAGACCCGCAAGUCCAAACCGCAAUAGCUCCAAUCUAUCGACCAACGAAGGACUUUCCUCCCUUUCAGCAGCACAGCAUCUCAAUCGCACCAGCACUCCCCCCGGGCCCUUCUCAUCGGGCUCGCAUCUUCCCACGUUCUACCCUCCGGCCCCAGCACAAUACACCUUCACGAAUGGAAUAAAGCAUCCUGUACGACCGAAGCCGCCACGGCAAGGAGAAACUUUCUACACGCGCUGGGUACCAAGUCUUGGCCAAUAUCUAAGUUUCCGGGUAGCUUCGCUGAGCAAGAACCCUUGUGUCUACCGCGGUCCGACAUCGACUUCAAAUGCAGACUCCAUGUUCCCACCUCAGACACGAGAAAGUCUUCGUUCAGGUACACCAUCAGCGUCGGAGGCGACAAUAAACACUUUAGGCAACAACGCUACUUCGGCAUUAAACCUCGACGAUACCCCCACGACCUCCAUGACUGAUCCGGAACUACUACACAAAUGGAUGAACAAUCCCCGCGUCUCCUACAGCUGGGGCGAAAACGGUCCAACAUCCCACCAAGAAGCCUUCCUAACCACGAACCUCAAAUCCAUGAAUUCUUUUCCAGUAAUAGGCUGCUUCGAUGGUAAACCCUUUGGGUACUUUGAGAUCUACUGGGUCAAGGAGGAUCGACUCGCGGCCCAUCUUGGAGGCGAAUGUGGAGACUGGGACAGAGGUCUACAUGUCCUGGUGGGCGAAGAUGAGUUCAGAGGAAGUCAUAGAGUGAAGGUUUGGCUGAGUGCGCUGAUACAUUGGUGCUGGUUGGCGGAUCUCAGGACAAGUAUUGUCUUCAUGGAGCCGAGGGUGGAUAAUGAGAAAUUACGACGCUAUUGCGAAGAAGCUGGAUUCUACAAGGAGCGCGAGGUCACUUUCCCGCAUAAACAGAGCAAUCUGAUGAAGAUCAGGCGAGAGGCAUGGACUGCGCCUGCAUUAUGA
Molecule: messenger RNA, 1692 nt
Organism: Recurvomyces mirabilis
Lineage: Eukaryota; Fungi; Ascomycota; Dothideomycetes; Mycosphaerellales; Teratosphaeriaceae
Exons: 2
Coding region: 1-1692 (563 amino acids)
Biological process (GO): siderophore biosynthetic process
Source: RefSeq, a predicted model, not a curated record